UAUCUCGUACCUCAGGUCGAAAGGAUCGUAGACAAGAGGAAGAACAAGAAGGGAAAAUGGGAGUAUCUCAUCCGGUGGAAAGGCUACGGCAGCACGGAGGACACGUGGGAGCCAGAGCACCAUCUGUUGCACUGUGAGGAGUUUAUCGACGAAUUCAACGGGCUGCACGUGUCCAAGGACAAAAGGAUCAAGUCAGGGAAGCAGGCCAGCGCCUCCAAGCUCCUGCGUGACGGCCGAGGCCCGUCGGUCGAGAAACUCUCCCACAGACCUUCAGAGUCCGGGAAGAGCAAAGGGACUUCCCAUAAACGGAAGCGGAUCAACCCCGCCCUGUCCAAGCCGAAGAAAGGGUAUUCGGCCAAGCCCCCCGCAGGAGGUGACAGGGCCGCCAAGACGGUGUCUUACAGGACUACCCCCAGUGGUUUGCAAAUAAUGCCGCUGAAAAAGGCUCAGAAUGGGAUGGAGAAUGGGGACGCCGGUUCCGAGAAGGACGAGAGGCACUUUGGAAACGGCUCCCAUCAGCCUGGCUUGGAUUUGAACGACGUCGGAGAGCAAGACCUGGCCGAGUGUGGUGUGAACCACGCGGCACCGGCAGAGAACGGGCUUGGCUCUGCUCUGACCAACGGGGGAUUAAACUUGCACAGCCCCGUGAAGAGGAAGCUGGAAGCAGAGAAGGACUAUGUCUUUGACAAGAGGCUCAGGUACAGCGUCCGCCAGAACGAAAGCAACUGUAGGUUUCGGGACAUUGUCGUGCGGAAGGAAGAGGGGUUCACACACAUCCUGCUGUCCAGCCAGACCUCGGACAACAACGCGCUGACCCCUGAGAUUAUGAAGGAGGUCCGGCGAGCGCUGUGCAACGCGGCCACGGACGACAGCAAACUGCUGCUUCUCAGUGCAGUGGGCAGCGUAUUCUGCAGCGGCCUAGAUUACUCCUACCUAAUUGGCCGGUUGUCCAGUGACAGGAGAAAGGAGAGUACCCGGAUUGCAGAAGCCAUCAGGGACUUUGUGAAGGCCUUUAUCCAGUUUAAGAAGCCUAUCGUGGUCGCCAUCAACGGGCCUGCCCUGGGCCUCGGUGCCUCCAUCCUGCCCCUCUGCGACAUCGUGUGGGCCAGCGAGAAGGCCUGGUUUCAGACCCCGUAUGCCACCAUCCGCCUCACGCCCGCCGGCUGCUCCUCAUACACCUUCCCUCAGAUCCUGGGCGUCGCACUGGCCAAUGAGAUGCUCUUCUGUGGACGGAAGCUCACUGCCCAGGAGGCGUGCAGCAGGGGACUCGUGUCCCAGGUCUUCUGGCCAACCACGUUCAGCCAGGAGGUCAUGUUGCGGGUCAAGGAGAUGGCAUCCUGCAGCGCAGUGGUGUUGGAGGAGUCGAAAUGCCUCGUUCGGAGCUUCCUGAAAUCUGUGCUCGAAGACGUGAACGAGAAAGAAUGCCUCAUGCUCAAGCAGCUCUGGAGUUCUUCCAAGGGCCUGGAUUCCCUGUUCAGCUACCUGCAGGACAAAAUUUACGAAGUCUGAGGAGCCCCCGGCCGCUCGCCCCCACGCUCGAGGGCACCCGACUUCCAGCUUUGCGCCGUGCCUCGGAGAUCGGAGCACAGAGCGUGCUGGCUGAGGGGUCCGUCAAGGUGUCUCUCUCGUGUCCAUUUCCUCCUGUCCUUUGGUUGUUCUGCAUUGGUUUGGUUUUGUAUAACAGAUGGGAAACUCAGCAUACUUGGCCUCCCCCGGGCCCUCCCCCCACCUGCCCUUCCGCUGGCUAGAGAGCUAUUGAGGGCUAUAUCUUCCCAGGCCUCUGCCAGUCGGUCCCCACUCGCCGAAAUGCACCACCCUGGUCCAGGAAGGGGAAGACCGGUCUCCCCCUUCCUUCUGACUCAGGCUGCGUCUACACAGUGCCUCUGCUUUGGAGACUUGGCUGUAUGGCUCUCUCCGGUUAAGUGCAGAUCCGGUGACAGGGGACGGUCCAUCUUAGGGAAUUUCCAGACCGAUGAGCGAAAACGGUUGUGUAGAGCCAGCCUCACUGUUCUCUCUGAUGCAAAUCUGUGUGACUUUUAGGGCUUGGUCUUAAAACCCAGUUGAGCGAUUUGCAAACCCAGAUGUUGUACGUUUAGGAAUGUUUUGUUAAAUAUAUAUUUUUAAAACAAUGUAAGUGGAAAUUCUGAUAAUUUAUGUGUAUUAUAUGUAAAGCUAGUUUUACAAAAACAUGAACUACUAGGAAAAAUUGUUUUUCUUUAAUCAACCUUAUUUAAUUUAUUUAUUUUUGUUUAUGUCUUAUGAUAUCUGUUGUCGACACAGAUAUUAUUUUCAUACUGCCCUGGACCAAAUCCCACACGAGGUUCAUGCCGUUUGGUGCAUUCUAGCAAUGAACCACGCAGAAUUAAAAUUCAGAGAGAUGUAAGUGAAAGGAUCCCUGUGGGUAGAAGGAAUAGCGUUGCAGAUCCUCGUCAUGUAAAAUGGUUCUCAGCUGUAAUAAUUGCAUACUUCUUGUUGGGAGAAAUUAUGGGAGAGUUUUUUUCUUCACUCUGCUGCCUUGAAGGAGAUAAAGGGGCCUCUGGCCUGAAUGGUACUGAGACGGACCCAGUCCCUAAUUUGUGACGUCAGGAAGAGCUGAUCGGCUCUGAUCAGCUGAUCGGGGGGCGAAACAGAUGGUUUCCUGUCUCCUUCUGGCCCUUUCUCUUUUAAAGGUGAGCAGAUACAAUGGGAGGGGAUUCACGGCCCCGAGCUUUGUGUUUUAAGAACAGGUUGAGCUUCUACACUAUGGCUAGAGACGUGGUCUUGUAGACGGUGCGUGUGGAGUUCAUCUGGACGCGAUCCCUACAAUGGCCGUGGUUCCCUCUAUAGACAGCCUCUCUCCUUUUGAGUUGCCCAUGACCUCAGGAGGGUCAGGGAAGAGGAAGCUUCUUGCCUUCCCCUCCCUUCUUCUCCUGUCUCUGCUUGGUCCCCGUGGGAUCCUGCAGGAACCACAGACCUAGGCCGUAAGGGAUUACUCUAGGGAAACAGCCGCUUUUGCCCAGAUGCCUGCUGUCCCACCUCCACUUGGGUCUGUCUCUUCCUCUGGGAAACCAAAUGUAUGCUUUCCCCAAGCCCCUGGACAGACAUGGUUCCCGUGUGUUGUGCGGAUAAGCUCUUCACCACUGCUAAAUCCUCUGAAGAAAGAGCCCCGUGCUUUCUGUGUACUUUCUGGGGGCAGAUGGGUUUCUGUCUAUAGAGCAGUGUCUGGAUUCUUGUUAGGGUUGGCAGAGGAUGUUUGGAAGUUCCCUUGGAUCAGUGUCCACCUCUCUUCUCUGCUGAAAGAACCUGAAAUCCUGUAGCUUUGGACAUAUCACAGAUCCAAACUUCUGAACAUUUGAAGGAUCUCUGAUGAUAAGGUAAGAAUAUGAAACCGUUACUCAGGUAGAGUUCCUGGCCGUCAGUUUGUCGGUUCUGGGUACCACAGGAGGUGUCUUAAAAGACGGUCUGUGUUUUGGUUGUUUCUAUACAGUCUAUUCGAGGAGGAUGUUCCACCAAUUGGGCAGAAGUAGGUUAAAUCUGUUUGCUGUGGGGUAGACCGCAUGGCUGAAUUCUCCACUUUCUGGAUGGUUGUUUUGAUACUGUGAAGAUGAAAUCGAGGUAACUUUUAGCAAUUUGACCUGGGAUGGAAAAUGCCAGAGCUGUGGAUGUGUCAGGGUUUAUUCCUAACAGCUUUCUCGAGAUGGAGCGGGGGUGGGGGGUGGGGGCGGGGCUCAGGCUCUCACUUCUUAUCUUCGGUCACAGAGCCCUCUCUCCACCCAUAGCACCCUUUCUCCCCUCUCUGAACCCUGUUUUACCUCCACACCACCCUGUCUGUCCCUUUCCAGAGCCAGGGCAGGUCUCUGAGGAAUUGUGCCUGGUUUUGGCAGACCUAACCCAGAAUGACCUUUGGGGUUGGAAGAACAGAUACGGGUGGGAAGUUAGUUGAGAGUACUAAUUCAGUCAAGGAACCUUCUAGGCAACCCACUCCUUGCCAUCCUGUCAGCCAUGCGUUAGAACUCCCCUCCCUUCUCUGCUCCAACCCCUGGUGGUCAGCACCCAGCGUCUUGUGGUGGAACUGCCAGACUUAGUUCCGGUUCCAAGAGGACUUUGUGCGGAACUUUGCCAAGUUGGUCAGAGCUCCCCGCCAUUCAGAAACCACACUCUAGUGCCCUUGUGCCCAACAUUCCCCUUCCUGCGUUCAAAUAAUGUCUGUGGGCAAAAACUGUCAAGAACUACCCUCUAAGAAUGAAAUUGGGUAGCUUUGAGAAGGCAGCAGAGAACUGAUUUAAAAUGUUAUUCUUGUUCACUGUAGACUAAACUAGGAAGUGUUCUCUCUGAAGCAUGACAAUAGGUUUUUUUUCCAUAUGAAGUUCGGUAUGAGGAUGGGAAAGUGGUAAUCAAAAUGGACCCUGAUCAGUACAACUGUAGCUCCAAAUAUCCACGUUUAAAAAUAGCCUUGACUGAAUGCUGAAUGGCGUUUCCCAUUAAUUGUUGGUUUAGAAAAUUUUGUAAACUUUUUUUAAUUUGAAAUUGAGUCACAUUCAUGCAAUUUUCCAAUCUCGUUUCUGUGGAAAACACUUUUUUAAGAGAAACAAAGAGAAAUGUCUUCAAAUCUUCCUAAGUGAAUAUUUAAAAUGCAGAAUUGCUUCUCUUCUGUGUUUCUGGAUUCAGACACUUAGAUCUGUUGUACAUAUUAGUUUAGACACUCUCACUAAUAUACACAGUAUUUAAGACUCUAAAUGAGAUUUCUUAAGUAUUUUAUUUUAUUCUCUGUAAAUGGUUUUGUAUAAUCUUUAAAAAUCUACACUUUGCCUUUGUAGAUAUUUAAGGGAAACCAUUUGGGGGUUGUCUUGCAUGUAUAUUUUUGUUGUAGAUAAGUGUUGCUCAGUUAUUUCUGCAAAUUUUGGUUGAAAUGCUUACAGACUUUAAUACAGUAUCUAUUUUCAGAAUAUAAAGUUUUUAUAUUUCUGUGAUAAGUUAGGAUAUGCGUUUUAGGCAAUCUUUUCCAUUAAUAUCACUUGUUCUUUCAAAAAAUAGCAUACUGGUUUGUUGCCAAUGGUUUCAUUUCGUUUUCUCAUUAGAAUCUACUGCUCUCGUGUUGUCAGAGAGCAGGUUUAAUCUUCUUUUUCUCAAAGUAGUUGAGUUUGAAGCAUCAUUUGAAAAUGUAUUGAACUUGUGGAUAAGCCUUACCAUUAGGAUCAGUAAAUUUGCCAACCUUUGCAACUACAUAUGUAGUUUAGGACCUCCCCAUAAAGUCUCACUGUGUGGCAGUUGAUGGAGUCUGUGAACAGAGCCUUAAGCUUGUUGCAAAAAAAAUAAAAAUAAAAAUAAGGGUAAUACGGGUUGUUUCUUCCAAGCAACGUAAGCCAUGUUGAUGGACUCAGUGCAGUCUGUAAGUCAUGGCUAAUCCGAAGAGUUUGGUUGAGCUGAUGGCAGCAGGGGCCAGAUAGGCACCUUGGUGAUUUAUCUUUCACCAUACGAAUGGACCGAGGACAGGUUUUCCGGAGCCACCUUCGUACUAUUCACGUGGUUUAGACAUGGUCACAGGGAGGGCUUGCUGGUCUAUCAUUUGUUCUGAACAAAUGGCAUUUCCUGCUCUUGACCUUGGCGGUUGACCCCGGGUCCCUUGGGGUUGACCUGGAACCAUCCAGCCUGGCCGAGGUCAGCACUCCUUGAGAGGUGUUAACAAAGUUUACAUGUGAGUCUUACUGUGUAGACAAUCUGAAGUCAAUUUCAGUUACGUAAUCAGCAUUCCCAUGUGCCCUGAGUGUCUUAUCGAUGAACUGUGCGUGUUAAGCCAUACUAAACCUGAGUUUAGCAGGGCAAAGGCAAACUAGAUGAAGAACAUCACAUCAGCUGAGCCCUUUCACCAGGGGCCGUUUUAAUGGAGUAGAAGUCGCGGAGCUCAUCGGUGGUGCAUCCACUGUGUCCGAGACCUACCAAAACCAUCUGGGAUUUGGACGUAAAUUUUUGCAAAAACUUACGAUUCCUUUCAGUUGGCUGCACUUCCGUAGCUACCAACUGAUUCUCCUCACGAAGGCUUUACAGGUGACUCGAGACCAGAGCUGCUGUAUGGCUGAAGUCAAGUUAUUGUGCUCAGCUCUAGUAAGCGUUCACACAGUCUACCAUCAGGGUGGAGAUUUGCUUCCAGUGUUUGCAGUGUGUGAGGCAGUCAGAAGAACUGACGUCUGAUCUUAAGCCUCAGCUCUGGUGUCUCCCUGGGUUAACCAUGCCUCAUUGGCCCAGCACCUGGCCUGACGCUGGAGCUCGUUCAGGGGGCUCCGGGAAGUUUGGAGGGUGUAGAACGUUCCAUCUGGUAUUAAAUUUGUCCCUGUGCCAUGAGUCCCAGCUGGAAGCCAUUUUGCUGAUGUCCACAUUGACAGGAUUGUGAAAAUAUUGCCUUUCAUAAAACCAAGGACCAAAGAAUUCCAUUAUUCCAACAAAACCCGAGUUUCAUAGACUGUGGGCACAUCCAGACAGAGGUGUGCGUGCUUUAUGGCACAGAGAAGCUGCUCGCUUCCGCCAGCCUGGCUGGCCGUGCAGAGGGAUUUAUCACCUUGAGAAGGCUCUGGAAGAUGAGUUUCUCAGAUUGAAACUUGCUAUCUCAGGUGGGUGUUUCUGCUGUGCAGUCCCAGCCUUUAUCCAUAUCAUGGAAGGUGGAGGUCUGGCAUUCUUCCAGAUGACCUGACCAGUGUAGACUGUUCCAUCUGAAUGGGAACCUCCAGUGUGAGUUUUAAAAAAUGUGUCUACACUGUGCAACAUCCCACAGUUGCCAAAUUUCCGCCUCCUUUUGUUCUUCAUUGACCCAUUCCAAUGUCCUGUUUGGCAUGAGAAGAAUUUCCCUCAAUUCUCACACCAAGGGAUGCCCCAUUUCUCGUUCAUGAUGAAAUCACCGAUCCAUUAACUGGCUGAGAAAUGAUCGACACUGACGAAGGGACAUUCUAGUGGUAAGGCUUAUUACCAAACUUCUGAUAAUGAAGCAGGCUACCAAAAACUUAUCCAGCCCACCCUAAGAGUGUUUGGAUUUGAUCAUGGGUGUAGCACACACACCGAAAUCCAAGGAGACCUUUGCAAAUUAGGCUACUUGUUUUAUUUUGCCAGGUUAUCAUGGGAGAGUCUUUAACUAGUUCUGAAUAUUUGUAAGUAUGAGUACUUCAUAGAAUUAUAAAGCAGGUACAGCUGACCCUUUCUCACUGCGUUGUAAAUAUUUCCCGAGACUGGGUGCAGUCCUGAGGGAUAAUAAUCUUCUGACUUAUCAAAUGCUGACUGUCUAGAGCAAAUUGUACACUCUCUUUGUGAAUGGUCCUGUAACGUGUAUGAACACAUUUCUGGGUGCCUUAGAAGUUGUAUUUUUCAUGUGUGCUAAUAUGCAGUAUUUAUACAUUGUGAGAAGCUGCUUUGAAUAAAAAGGUUGAAACUUCGUCAGCA
Messenger RNA from Herpailurus yagouaroundi (jaguarundi), 7404 nucleotides. RefSeq names its product chromodomain Y like 2 (gene CDYL2). Gene Ontology annotation, molecular function: transcription corepressor activity. The record is from RefSeq and is a predicted model, not a curated record. Gene Ontology annotation, cellular component: nucleus. Lineage: Eukaryota; Metazoa; Chordata; Mammalia; Carnivora; Felidae. The annotation marks the transcript as partial. The transcript is spliced from 6 exons.